AUGAGUACAAUGGCGCAGAACACAGCGCUGACGAUUCCUCAAGUGCUGCUGGAAAGCAAGAAAAAGUUCGACAUAACAAGCAUUCUCGCUGCUGCUGCUCGGGAACCUCAGAGUCCCGUGAUCUCCAACACCAGUUCCAAUUCCAGCUCCAACUCUGGCUCGAACUCGGAUCCCGAGACCUCCAAACAUCUCGAACGAAGCCCUUCUCCAGUCGAAAUCAUCCCUAACAAUGAGCAAAGCUCGCCAGCCACUCCAGAAGCAAAAAUAGAGGAAAUUCCGAAGCCAGCUGAACCAGCAGCAACUGGUCUCCCCGCAUCAGUCAUGGAACUCCUCGCAGCACAACAAGCAGCUCUUCUUCGACUGACCCAAGGUGGUCUAUUCUCUCAACUCGCUGCCGGGGCAACUGCUACUGCCGGAACUGGAACUGCCGGAACCGCCGCUCAGCCAGGCAUCCCCGGCCUUUCGACGCUCACCCGUCUGCCUGAAGAUACUCCUCUCCCACCCAGUCCAAAAUCAGAGUCGCCCGCGCCGAGCCCUCCUCCAGCAGCUUCUGCAGUACCAACUUCGAUCCCCACCCCGGUUUCGAUCCCAACCCCAGUCGUUUCUGCGCCGAGUGGGCUCUCCGCCAUCUCUGGCCUCUCCAACCCCCUGAUGCCCACGCACAAUGCACUGGCAGAACUACUCCUUUUGCAGCAAAAGCAACAAGCACAACUGCACGCCCAAACUGCUCAAAUCCAAGCUCACAUCCAAGCACAAGCUCAAGCCGCUCAAGCUCAGGCUGCUCAAGCCGCCCAAGCCGCAGCAGCAGCCGCAGCAGCGACUCAGCAUCCUACGUUUCCUGCAGUUUCAGCAUCCUCGGAAGCUGCCCCUGGACCCCUGCGCGGCCCGGUCGGCUACGGCGUGCCAAUGGGAAUGUUCGCGCGAGCUUCUCCGUAUCCGACCAUGUCCCCGCUCAACCCCUUCAUGAACAAUCCGUUUCUCAGGAAGCCGAAGAGGAUCAGAACUGCUUUCACUCCCGCACAGCUGAUGAGACUCGAACAAGAAUUCAAAAAGAACCAAUAUGUCGUCGGAGCCGAGCGAAAAACCCUGGCAAAGAACCUUGGCCUAACCGAGACACAGGUCAAAGUCUGGUUCCAAAACCGCCGAACAAAGUACAAGCGAGAAAAGAUGGAAUCCGGCGAAGCCGUCGAAAUGAACGAAGUCGACUCUCCCGUUGAAGAUAUGGACGAUUCCAUCACCAGCUGA
Oikopleura dioica is the source of this 1245-nucleotide messenger RNA. The record is from the annotation of a GenBank genome assembly. Lineage: Eukaryota; Metazoa; Chordata; Appendicularia; Copelata; Oikopleuridae.